This is a messenger RNA of Mesorhabditis belari, 3111 nucleotides long. Lineage: Eukaryota; Metazoa; Nematoda; Chromadorea; Rhabditida; Rhabditidae. The record is from the annotation of a GenBank genome assembly.
AUGGACGAAGGAGGUACUCCAUGGGAGGCCUCUACAUCCACAACUGCCCAUCAAUCCUCAUCAUUAGCAACAAAAUCACCUCAAGUGCCAUCUAUCAAUUCUAAUCAUUUUUAUUCAAAGCCUCUACCACCCAGUCCUUUCACAAACUCAUCAAGAAAAGAGAAGACUCCAUCAAAGAAGGAUGAUGUCGAAUCGUAUUUCCACACUUACAUCUUUCGUUUUCUUUUUUUGGCUUUUAUCUUCGGUCUAUCAUCAAUAUUCUUAUAUUUACUCUUGGCACCAUGGAUACAACGAGAAAUCUCAAGCAACCAAAGCCAUUUCUUUCAGAAUGAACAUCCCGCGAGCGUUAACGAGACAAAAAUUCGACAAACGAGAUCAUUGAAUGGAGAGCAAAAAGUGACACUGGCUUCAAAUCGAACAAUGAUUGAUGAAAGUCGGAAGAUCCAAACGCAAAACUCACUGGAAUCGGACAAAUUUGAAGGUUCUCGUUCAAAGGAUCAACCCGUUUAUCUACAUGCAAUUGGAUAUUCAGAGAGAAGAGCCCUUCCAUCCGAAUCAUUUCCUCAAAGUGGAAUGGUUAAUGUGAACAAUGUGAUGAGUGAUCGAAAUCGACAUUUAGAAGAUGAAGAAAGAGAAUUGAGAAAUGAAAGAGAUCGAUUAGAAGAAAAAUUACUUGGACAGUUGGAUGCAAAUUCAAUUCAACGAAUGCUUAGGACAAUGCGUCGAAAAAAGUUGAGAAGAAAGCCAGUUUUGCAUUCAACUCCAUCCGAAGUGUUUGGGGACAAAGAUCAAGAGUUUGUCUCGUAUCGUUCUCGGAUAGAUGACCCGAAUGUGGAAAUGGAUGCGCUUCAACCAGCAGCAAUGUUUCAUCCAAACCCAAAUGAACCAGCUGUAACGGUUGCCUUACCUGAUGAUCACAAGCAAGCUUUACCAUCCAUCACUCGAUCCAUUGAUGAUCAGUUCUCCGAGUUCAAAUCACUCGAGAUGCGUACGACAACCGAAGUGCCGAGAAUUGAAAUGACAACAACAAAACAAGAAGUCGAUUCCUUUUCGCCUAUUGAAUUGCCCAUUCUUGAAUCAGAAGAACACCAAGAGAAGCCAAUACUAGAGGAGUCACACGACGUCGUUGGCCGGGGAUUUGAAGAACCGGCAACUUUUGAGCGACUCCCGGAAACCUCGCUGGACAUUGAGCCGAGAGAAUUCGGAAAACUAAUUGCGAGUGAUGAGACAAGCUUUGAGACGACCACAUCAACACUUCCACCACCACAAUCCGAAUUGUACAAUCUGUCCGAAGAAACCACUCCUUGGCCGAGUACCGAACCAGACGGCUUCUCCACAACUGACCAAAUGGAUAUGAUUGUUCCGGAAGAUCUACAAGAAACACUGAAAUCAAUUGAAAGAACCCCACUACUACGAGGAGAACAAGAAUUGAUUACGGUGACACCCGAGGAUAUGGAAAGAGCAAAUACAAGAGAUCGAUUUGAAAGCAACCCAAGAAUUAUGGGCAGUGUGGAAGAGAUUCCACCCGAACCACCAUUAGAUAUCGAAAUUCUCAAGGGGUACGGCCAAAAUAUGGUCAGUCCUGCACAGGACAUUGAGGGAGAUCUUUUGAAAACGACUGCCUCUCAAAUGAUGCCCACUUUGAUUUCUGAUGAUCAAACCGAGCCCACAACUAGGCCAAUGGGCAGAACUCGGCAACCGCCAACUAUGCCCGCUCGUUUCGAGUUGGAGCCAGAAGAAGACGAAAGGGAAACGGAUUGGACGCCAAAUCCAAUGUUCGGUAUUUUUCCAAACAACGAAGAUGAUGUGGAUACUCGAAGAAAUAGAGCAGAAACGGUGACAAUGCAGCCCCCAACUGCUCCACCAACAACACAACUCCCAACAUCCACGGAAAAUAACGAAGAAAAUUUGUUUGCUGCUCAUGAAAAUGAUUCACAUGAAGACAACAAAGCAAACACUUUUCAUCGAUCUCCGCUGCGAUAUUAUCGAAGAAAGCACAAAUUACCUGGCUACAAAAAAGCAAUGAGAAAAUUGAAUAAACAUCGAAAGCCGGCAAGUAGUUCGACGAUGGCAAGCGCGGCCACCUGGGACUCUUCUACGGAAUCAUUAUGGAAUUCGGUGGCACACAGCGAUGGACAACGAAAGACGAAAUUAUUAAAGAAAUUACACGCAGUUGAAGCUCUCCUCAAUCAAGAAUUAGAUCGUUACAUCGACCAUUUCAACCAAAAUCGUCAAACAGUCGCAGUGAAAUCAAGAGAAAACACUGAAAUGACAACCGAGGAAAAUGAUGAGAAAUUUGUGUACAUCGCAAGGGGAGAACCGACAAGGGUCUUGCCUAAAUUGCACAAGAAAAAGAGGCGACACGGUCACAAAAAGAGAAAACGACUGUCAAGGAAGAAGAAGAGAAUGUAUCAUAAAAAUGAAAAUAAACGGGAAUAUCGGAGAGAUGAACACAGCACAACUACUACGACUCCAUCAAGUUACCCAAUUCUUUCCGAAAGUGAUGUUGAGAGGCAAUUUGCCACGGGAAAUGGACCUGACUCGUUUCCGUUUGAGCCACAAGGAGAAAAUUUGAAAGAAAUCUCGGUUAAUCGCGUCGAUUCAAACGAGAAUUUAUUGGAGAAACGACAAAACAGUGUAAAAUCUUCGAUGGAACCUGAAAAAGAAAGAGCAAAAUGGGGAGGAGAUGUGACAGUGAGUGAGGAGAUAAACCUGAAAGAACUGCCACAUCAAGCUGUCCAUCGGUUGAACGACCCUCGAAAAUCUCACCGCAAGAUGAAAAGUCCACCAAGAGUGAAAAAACCAGGCAGUGUCGAAGAGAUCGCAACAUCUUCAAGCGAAAUGAAAUCAAAAGAAAAUACCGAGAAAUUGAGCGAAACUCGAUCCGCCGAUAUAGAUUCAACAACGAGAAAAUCUUCGAGUGACGAGAUUUUGGAGGAUUCUUCGUUGACCACUCUGUCACCCUCAAACAAUCAUCGAUUGAAAAGUUCGACAAGACACGUUCGACGACUCUAUUAUAGACCAUUAGCAGUUCGACGUAUCCGUGUUCAACCGGUCUCUUCAUAUUUUGUCGGGAAACGACGUGACACUUUCACAGCUUCUGAUUUCGCC